Messenger RNA from Exophiala dermatitidis NIH/UT8656, 489 nucleotides. RefSeq lists its product as uncharacterized. Lineage: Eukaryota; Fungi; Ascomycota; Eurotiomycetes; Chaetothyriales; Herpotrichiellaceae. The transcript is spliced from 2 exons. The record is from RefSeq and is a predicted model, not a curated record. The coding region runs from base 1 to 489 and encodes 162 amino acids.
AUGCUGCAUACCGUGUAUCUGGCCAGUCUAUGUCAACGCCGUCGAUGGCCCGAACCUGCCUAUCAGGUUACCUAUACGCCGGCAGGGUAUCGAUGUGUGGUCAGGGUCAACAACCGUGAAUACCAGACAUCGAAUUACCAUCCCUCGGAAUCCUCGGCCAAGGAGGGAGCGGCGCUGAUCGCCUUCAACAUCUGUCGAAACUUUUCUGCCAACGACGGCUUCUACCCUGCCGGCUUUUCGCAUGGCGGCGUGAUUCAGGGCAACCCUGUCCCAGUAGGCUCGGGCCGCCAUGGUCGGAGAAGCGGGACAGAGACUCGAAAGGACUACCGUUGCGGCGACACCGAUAGCUCCAGUAGCAGGAGUGGUGGCAGCAGUCCUGACUGGGGUGAUUCUCGUGGUGCUGAUCCGCUACGACUGGCCACCAGCCGACGGGACACCUACGGUUCCGCCACAAGUCAUCACGGAAGACGAGGAUUACCGCGGUAUUGA